UUUGAAAGCACGGCCCGCAGUGGCCGAGCCUGCGGCUCCAAUGAGCGGCGAGGCCCGUGUGUCCUCACUUCCUCCGUCUCUUCAGGGCCACAGGGUGGCCAUUUUGGAUCUGGCUUUAACGGAAAGCGGCAGCAGGCGUCGGUGGAUGGAGCAGACACCGAGAGCGGUGUUCUCGGAGACCCAGCACCGCUGAAAAACAACCGGCUUCACACAUGAAGGCCGAGACCGAACGAAAAAACAGCGUUUCGUGGUGCUAACAGCUGUUCGUUUUUACUAACGAAACGUAGUGGGGUCGCCGGGGCCCUGCUGAGUGCGUUUUUUUCUCUCGGCACAGCCGGACAUCCGAAAUGUGAAACAGAGAGCCAGGAGCAUCAGGACAAACGGUUUCUUAGCCACCCAGCUGCUCGCUUUCUGUUGUUUCAGGACACCGUUUAGCGGGCUAGCCGAUGGCUCGACACCGGCGUUGGACCACAAAACCACACUCUUCACCGGGGGACGUCGCCUAACGUUAGCCUUUAUUUCAGUCAGGCUGAAGUUUUACGAAGUUUGCGUUGACCGUACGCUCGAAGUGCUCGGUAAACCAAUGGUGUCUAGUUAGCUAACGUUAGUGUAGCAAACUAAAUUACACUUUGCCUCACCUUCGCAAAAUCUGCUGCUUAAAAUUAAAACCCGGGGUCUCGUCAUCAGUGCAAUGUCAACAAGAACACCACUACCCACCGUCAACGAACGGAAAACUGAAAACCAUACUUCUAACGGUCAUGGCCGAGUGGAGGGAACCUCUCGGUCUGCAAGGUCCAGCGGUCGAAACCGGAAUUCAGGCAGUUCAGGAUCUGAAGAGCAACACCCUCAUGUGGGGAAUUACCGGCUCCUCAAAACCAUCGGAAAGGGCAACUUUGCCAAGGUCAAACUGGCCCGUCACAUCCUCACAGGCAGAGAGGUGGCAAUAAAAAUUAUUGACAAGACACAACUGAAUCCUACAAGCCUUCAAAAGCUCUUCAGGGAAGUCAGAAUAAUGAAGAUUUUAAACCAUCCAAAUAUCGUAAAGCUCUUUGAGGUGAUUGAGACUGAGAAGACUCUGUUUCUUGUGAUGGAGUAUGCCAGCGGAGGUGAGGUGUUUGACUACCUGGUGGCCCAUGGGAGGAUGAAAGAGAAAGAGGCCAGAGCUAAAUUUAGACAGAUUGUGUCUGCUGUGCAGUACUGUCACCAAAAGCACAUUGUUCACAGAGACCUGAAGGCUGAGAACCUGCUGUUGGAUGCUGAUAUGAAUAUAAAAAUCGCAGAUUUUGGCUUUAGUAAUGAGUUCACAGUCGGGAAUAAGUUGGACACAUUCUGCGGCAGUCCUCCCUAUGCGGCUCCUGAGCUCUUCCAGGGCAAGAAGUAUGACGGCCCUGAGGUGGACGUCUGGAGCCUGGGGGUCAUACUCUACACACUGGUCAGCGGAUCACUGCCGUUUGAUGGCCAGAACCUGAAGGAGCUCCGUGAACGUGUGUUGAGGGGUAAAUAUCGGAUUCCUUUCUACAUGUCUACUGACUGUGAGAAUCUUCUCAAGCGCUUCUUGGUGCUCAACCCUGCCAAGAGAGGAACACUAGAGCAAAUCAUGAAGGACCGCUGGAUUAACUCAGGCUCAGAGGAGGAUGAGCUCAAACCUUACACUGAGCCAGAGACUGACAUCUCUGACCAGAAGAGAAUAGAUGUGAUGGUCGGCAUGGGCUACUCUAGGGAGGAGAUCCAGGAGUCUUUGUCCAAGAUGAAAUAUGAUGAGAUCACAGCCACCUACUUGCUUUUGGGCAGGAAGGCCAAUGAGGAGGUGAGUGACUCCAGCUCCAACAGUAAUCUCUCCUUGGCGAAGAACAGACCCACCAGUGAGAUGAAUGGCCAAUCACCAGCUCACCUGAAGGUCCAGAGAAGUGUCUCAUCCAAUCAGAAAACCAGGCGCUACAGUGAUCAAGUGGGUGGUGUAGCUAACUCAGGGUUGAGUAAUGUCAAGAGGGCCGUCCCAGGCACAGCAGACGGUGAUGUCAAGCAGGACGGAGGGGUGGCAGGACGUAAGGCUCCAUCACACAGCCCGCCCAGCCCACUAUUGGGCAAUGCCAACAACCCCAACAAAGCGGACAUACCUGAGCGCAAAACGGGCACCUCUGUCACUCCCAAUAAUAACUCCGGAUCUGCGGGAAUGUCCCGGAGAAACACGUACGUUUGCAGUGAUAGGAACAACACGGAGCGCCUUUCUGUUAUUCCCAAUGGAAAGGAGAACAGCGUGACUUUGUCUCCUGACCAGCGAAACCCUGGUGCCUCCACUCAUAGCAUCAGCAAUGCUGCCACAACUGAUAAACUGCGUUUCCCACGAGGCACUGCAAGCCGCAGCACCUUCCAUGGGCAGCUGAGGGAGCGGCGUACCGCAACAUACAAUGGCCCGCCAGCCUCACCCACGCAGCCCCGCAGCCGUGGCAAUGCCAACAAUCUGCUCACCAAGCUGACCUCCAAACUUACACGCAGGGUCACUUUUGACCCGAACAAGCGGCAGUCUGCCGUCAAAUCAGGGCCGGGGGCCCCCUCUGGUCCCCCCACCCUCUCAGCCCCCUCCAACCCUGCGCCAAAGACUCUUAGUAAGUCUGUGCUCUUCUCCUCUACUCUCUCCCUCCCUCCCUCCGAGCCAUGCUCUUCUUCAUCCUUCACCUUCUGGCAACAUGCGACUCUGCAAAGGCCUACUCUUCCUCUGCCUCCUCUGAAUUGCAUUUCAUUCCUUUUUUUUUUUUGAAACCGUUUUUAAUAUCAUUAAACUCCAUCUUUUUUGCAGAUUCAGGAGCAGUGGCUAUAGGGAGUUGUAGGAAUGCGCAGAUGGAGAGUGUCUAGAGUAAGGGCUUAUUAAAAUGCACACAUAACGACACAGGUGUGUCUUUAGGAGAUAAAAGAAAGUGUCUGUUUGUGAGUAUUUGUGUCGUUAUGUGCUGUAUGCACACAUAGAUUGAGUGUGUGUGCGAGAGAGAAGGUUUGUGUGGAAGGGCUAUUUUAUUUUGGCACAUCUCAGUAGAACAUACACUCUCCUACACAUUCUCCCGCAUGAGCACAGCCUACGUAAAACCGUGGCUUAAAUGUAAAACUGUAUGCAUCCAGUGUGGGUUCACACAUAGCACAUGUAGGAGACUCUGCAGGGCUCCGAACCGGUUCAAGGAACAAAAACAAAGCCAGAAAUUAAAAGUAGUUUACUAGAAGCAAAAAAGGAAACCAGAAAUGUAUCCAUUCUCAGCUGUUCCAGAACAGAAACCAUAAAGUCACAAUAAAAGUCAGCUUUAUUGUUGUUUCUUCUUAUAAUAAAUGUGUUGAGAGCAACACAAAGAGGUUUAUCCAGGACAGUGCUACAAUUAAACUUCAAACAUCAGCAGAUGAUAAAUACAGAGAAACCAAUCAAACACUAUUCAAUAAACUUUUCUGUACGAUAAUAACUAUACAACUACACAACAAUUAAGCACAGGACAGUAGAGGCUAGACAUUUAAUAAGGGAUGGG
Messenger RNA from Colossoma macropomum (tambaqui), 3506 nucleotides. It is a transcript of the gene mark3a, whose product is annotated as MAP/microtubule affinity-regulating kinase 3a. The coding region runs from base 692 to 2758 and encodes 688 amino acids. Gene Ontology annotation, biological process: intracellular signal transduction; protein phosphorylation. Gene Ontology annotation, molecular function: protein serine/threonine kinase activity; ATP binding. NCBI's taxonomy places the organism in Eukaryota, Metazoa, Chordata, Actinopteri, Characiformes, Serrasalmidae. The transcript has 16 exons. The record is from RefSeq and is a predicted model, not a curated record. Gene Ontology annotation, cellular component: cytoplasm; plasma membrane.